Dioscorea cayenensis subsp. rotundata (Guinea yam) is the source of this 381-nucleotide messenger RNA. RefSeq names its product TPD1 protein homolog 1A-like. NCBI's taxonomy places the organism in Eukaryota, Viridiplantae, Streptophyta, Magnoliopsida, Dioscoreales, Dioscoreaceae. Bases 1 to 381 code for a protein of 126 amino acids. Gene Ontology annotation, biological process: cell fate determination. The record is from RefSeq and is a predicted model, not a curated record. The transcript is spliced from 2 exons.
AUGGCAACCAUUUACCAUCUCAUUCUUCUAUCCAUCUUUCUCUUAUCACCAUUCUCCAAAGCUGAAGGUGAAAGACUAUGCAUUGAUAAUGUCAGGGUGUUCCAAAAGAGCAGUGGAUUUGGAGCAGGACAUGUUCCAGAGUACACAGUGACAAUCAGCAACAUAGGACAAGAACCAGUGUCUGGAGUUCAUGUUUCAUGUGGAGAAUUCUCAUCUGCAAGCUUGAUAAACCCUGAGAUUUUUCAGAGGCUCAACCUUGGAGAUUGCUUGGUUAAGGAUGGUGAAGUAAUAGAUAUGGCUGAAGUUGUUUCUUUUACUUACACUAACUUUCCUCCUUAUGAACUCAUUGUUUCUGCUGCUCAUUGCCUUGACAAUAACUAG